Ficedula albicollis (Collared flycatcher) is the source of this 474-nucleotide messenger RNA. It is a transcript of the gene MRPL28, whose product is annotated as mitochondrial ribosomal protein L28. Lineage: Eukaryota; Metazoa; Chordata; Aves; Passeriformes; Muscicapidae. Bases 110 to 472 code for a protein of 120 amino acids. The record is from RefSeq and is a predicted model, not a curated record. Gene Ontology annotation, cellular component: mitochondrial large ribosomal subunit. The transcript is spliced from 4 exons. Gene Ontology annotation, molecular function: structural constituent of ribosome.
GCGCCGUGCCCAGCUCUCCACCAGGCUGCCCAAGACCUGGAAGCCGCAGCUGUUCGAGCGGCAGUUCUACAGCGAGAUCCUGGACGCCACGCUGACCAUCACCGUCACCAUGCGCACGCUCGACCUCAUCGACGCCGCUUUCGGCUUCGACUUCUACAUCCUGAAGACUCCCAAAGCUGACAUGUGCUCCAAGCUGGGGAUGGAUUUGAAGCGGACGAUGCUGCUGCGCCUGGCCCGGCGGGAUCCCCAGCUGCAUCCCAACGAUCCAGCCAGGAGAGAGGCCAUCUAUGACAAGUACAAGGAAUUUGUGAUCCCAGAAGAAGAAGCUGAAUGGGUUGGCUUGAGUUUGGAAGAAGCCAUAGAAAAACAGAGGCUCCUGGAAAAAAAGGACCCUGUCCCCCUCUUCAAGGUGUAUGCUGAAGAGCUUGUCAGCCAGCUGAAAGAACAGCAACAGGCAGUGCAGAAACAGUAGAA